AUGGCAGACAAGAGUUUGGAAGACCUCGACCCCUUCACCUGCCCCAUCUGCCUGGAUGCCCUAAAAGACCCUGUGACGAUUCCCUGCGGACACAACUACUGCAUGAGCUGCAUUAAACACUACUGGGAGAAAAACGGCAGCAGAGACACGGGUUACACCUGUCCCGAGUGCAGAAAAACCUUCUCACCUCGACCUACGCUCAACAAAAACACCAUGUUCGCAGAAGUGGUGGAGCGCUUCAAAAACACGGGCCUUCAGGACACUUCACCUGCACGCUAUAUGACACCUGUACACACGGAGAGACAAAACUGCACUUCACAAAACCCCAAAGAUUCAAGGAUACUCCCAGAAAUGGACAAGACUCACCUGAGGUAUGACAGUCCCAGAGAAAAGCACACGGUUAUUGUUGUUGCCGGAGAGCCCAAAGGAAAUAUUUGUUCACGCCACAGAACAGCUCCUGGUGUUUGUUCUCAGUUCUGUGCGUCUUGUUUUGAUGAAGCCUGGCGGGAAAAUAAAGCGUUUUCGGCGGCACCUCAGAUGACACAAAAGCUGGAGAGCAGGACGACUCUUGUCAAACACGAGCACAGGAGUAGAGAUAAAACUACUGGACGCGACAGGAAAACAUCCAAAAAGAGGGUUCAUGCAAGUGGACACAGGAGUGGACAUACUCGAGGUGCUAGAAAAGGGCGCGAAAGUCAUCGGCGUAAAAGAAGUGGACACAGAAGGGGCUCUCAUGAACACAAACAUCAUGCUGGACACAGAAAGAGGAGACUGGGAGUAUUGGUCAUGGCAGGGAAUGGCACUCAGAGAACCAUUCUGGAUAAAAUUGGAUUGUAG
Molecule: messenger RNA, 837 nt
Organism: Danio rerio (zebrafish)
Lineage: Eukaryota; Metazoa; Chordata; Actinopteri; Cypriniformes; Danionidae
Source: RefSeq, marked predicted